Molecule: messenger RNA, 1324 nt
Organism: Plasmodium vivax (malaria parasite P. vivax)
Lineage: Eukaryota; Apicomplexa; Aconoidasida; Haemosporida; Plasmodiidae
Exons: 9
Coding region: 437-1324 (295 amino acids)
Cellular component (GO): VCP-NPL4-UFD1 AAA ATPase complex
Molecular function (GO): polyubiquitin modification-dependent protein binding
Source: RefSeq, a predicted model, not a curated record
GCCCUGUUUGAAGCCAUCUCGCGGGGUGACUCGUUUCCACUUUUUCUUCACCUCCGCAUAAUCGAACGCAUAGUAGGUAGAAGCGAAAAAAAGAAAAAAAAAAAGAAAGUAAGCAGAUCAAGCAACACGCAUGUAUGAAGUGCCCUCCCGCCUGCACAUCCGCCCAACUGCCGAUUAACCAUUUAGCGGAAAUGAACUCAGGAGGGAAGGGAAGUCAACCCGCUGCGUGAGUUCUGACCAGGGAGGGGGCCCAGCAUCCACCGCCAAGAAAGGGAAAAAGCAAACAGAGCAAAGCAGAGCAAAAGAGAGCAACACAGAGCAGAACCCACGAAGCACGAAAACGGGCAACAAAUCCUGUGGCAGAGAAAAACCGAGCAACGUGAAAGCAUACGCCCCGAGUGAACCUCCCCCCCCCGUUUAUAAGAUACACGUUAAGAUGAUUAAAGCCAUUUUGUAUGUCCUCCUAACAUUCGCUUUCUCUCUGAUUAGCCGCACCUACUCGAAGCACACCCCGCAGAAGGACUGCCCCCCCCCGGUGGGCAGCAGACACUUGCGUCAGAUCAAACCGCACAUGAACAUUUUAACAAAAAUUAAAAACUACACCGUUAAGGCGAUCUACAAAACGAAGCUGCUCACAUACGUAAACGACAUAAACAACCUGAACCUGCGGAACGAGAAAAACGAAUUUUAUUUAAUCGCCCUCCCCCUCAGCGAUAAGUUCAACCCCUUCGUCGGUACCUUUUGCCACAACAACAUCCAGUACAGCGACAAGGCGUCCCUCCCGGUGUUCAUAUACGACAUUCUCCUGAACAAACACAUCGAAGUGCCCUGGAACUUCGUCAUUGAAAAAGUUGACAUUAAGAAAACCCCCUUUUACCAAAAUGUGCGAAUGUCCAAUACGAAUGCUUUUUCCACCUACCCAAAUGUUAACAAAUUAGACAGAGUAUUUAUCAACGUACUAGAUUUCAAGGCCAAAAAAAACUUCAUUUUUUUGCCCGCGUGGAUCAUGCAAUCAUUGCAGCUUGACUGCUUCGACGUCGUGCGGAUCCGAUUCGUCAAACUGGAGACUGCGUCCAGCGUGGUCUUACAACCCCACCAUAAGAAUUUUUUCAAUUUAAGCGAACCAAAGAAAACGCUGGAGGAGAAGCUGCGGUACUACUCCUGCCUGACCAAAAACGGCACCAUCUGCAUAAACCACGACGGCUCGGACUACCACUUUGACGUCAUCAGGAUGGACGCAGGAAAAAAAAAAGACGUCGAAGUAGCCUCCAUCCAAGAUGCCGAUGUAAUCUUCGACUUCGUGAAGGAAAAAUACGACAAGUGA